AUGCCGUCGCGUUCGCGGCCUACGAGUUCAACGCCUCGCGGAUUCAGCCAGCAAUUCCGUUUGAAUCGCCAACGCACUGAGACCGAAGCCUUGCUCGCGUCGCAACACGACGAAGAAGAUCAUGCCGACAGCGAUGGACUGUAUCCCCCUCACUGCACUUGGACAAGGAACCAAGCCGGACCACCCCGAGCGGCAGAUCUCUACCGGAAUGCCGACUGCAAUGUCUAUGAGAAUAUCCUCCGCAUUCGGAGGGAUAUCACCAAUAGCAUCGACGACCCGUACUCGCUCGAGCAAUUGAAAGCACCCCGAAUGAACAUCUCCGUUGUCCGACCUUUGGUCGACUCCCUCUACGAAAAGCAGGAUCUCUCGUCGACAGUGUAUUGCCUUCUGGUCAAUCGAAUGCAAUUCAUCCGGGAACAAUCAUAUGCGACCCACCAUCAAACCGUCAAUCUCACCCGAGCACUCCUUUGCGAGCUGGUGGCCGAAAAGAUCCUACGUCGAUACAACGAGGACAAUCCCGGCCCCCGAGGUCUCCUUAAAUUAGCCAACAUUCUUGUCGCAGGCUUUGAGCCUUUCCAAGGGGCCCCGGAAGCAGUGCGCAAGAAAAACCCCCAUGCGAUGCAUUGGGCCGCAGAAAGAAUCGGCACCAAGGUCGAGCGGAAGCUGACCGCUCUGGAAGUUGCCAUCGUGAGUGCCAGCAAAAGCUUCCUGGCCAGCAGCGCCUGUCAGAAAGUAGUCGAUGCCAUUUACCGAGGAAAACUGGUUUAUACUCCCAGUAGCUUCAUCGAUAUCAUUCCCGAUCAUUGGAAGCGGAGGCCGAUUUCUCUAUAUGACCCCCGACGAGCACCGUUGUUGAAUCAAUAUCGGCUUAUUGUGCCCCGAACGCGGAAUCUCAUUGAAGUUUGCCAAUUCAUGGUUCUUCUUGGGUUGUAUAUUGUCGUCAUGGCAGAGCGAGAAUCUCGAAUGACUACCGAGUAUAAGCUUGUUGAAGCAAUAUUUGACAUUUACGGCGCUGGUUGGGUGCUCGAUCAAUUUGCCUCCAUUCUCGAACAUGGCUGGGGUGUGUACACCCAAAAUUUAUGGUCAUUCUUGGAUGUCAUGUUCUCGGGAAUCUUUUUGUCAUAUCUCGUUUUGCGACUUCAUGCUUUCCGGGUAUCGGACCAAGAAGAAUCCAUUCAUUUAGCUCGAACGGCUCUCGACAUUCUCAGUUGUGGAGCACCGGUGCUCAUUCCUCGAUUGGCGUUUAAUGUCAUGUCGGAGAACAUGCUGUUUCUCUCCCUGCGAGCCAUGAUGUCUGAUUUUCUCACCCUCACGGCCUUGGCGGUGUGGUGCUUCGCUGGGUUCCUGUUGAGCCUCAAAUGGCUGCAUGCGGGAGCUCAUCAGUCGAUCACAAUCGGCAAAUGGAUGAUUUGGAUCUGGUUCGGUCUUGAUGGCACGGGUAUAGACGAAUCUGUCGACUUUCAUUGGCUUCUCGGACCGGUCUUGAUGGUGUUGUUCGCAUUUCUCGGAAAUACACUCUUUUUAACCAUCCUCGUCUCGAUGUUGACCAACACGUUCAGUGGCAUUGUGAGCAACGCCGUGCAAGAGAUACAGUUUCGCCGAGCUGUCCUGACGUUCGAAGGCGUCAAGUCCGACGCAAUUUUUGCAUACAUUCCACCAUUCAAUAUCCUGGCGCUGAUCGUUAUGCUUCCGUUGAAAAUGAUGAUAUCGGAGAGAAUGUUUCACAAAGUCAACGUCGCAGCUGUCCGAACCCUCAACAUGCCCACUCUGUUGAUCAUUGCACUCUACGAAAGAAGAACCUUGUGGAUGUCCGAUAAAAAACGAUCAUUCAAGGCGAAGAGAAUUGACUGGAAGAAUCCUAACGGUCCCAAGGCCACAAACUCGCAGUACUGGGCUAUCUCAAGAUUCAGCGUCCAUGGUGAUAUCCAUGCAGUUUUCGACAUUGACCCACCACAAUCAGUUUUAGACAAAAUUGCGGAAGAAGAUGAUUUGGAUCCUGACGACGAGGGCCUGGGAAGAGCGUCAACCCCCCAUUUGAACGAUCAAUUUAAUUAUCCCCCUCCAUCAAGACGUGGCAGUCAAGCCAUUGAUCCAAACAGAAGGGUUUCGGUGAACCCAAGGGCAAUGAAGAAACGAAGGAGAGAAUCAAAAGUAUCUGAGAAUCUGAGAGAGGAAUUCAGGGAUUCAAGCGAAGAUCAAUCCGGAGCCGAUCAUCCACCCGGAUACAGAAAACCGAAGCGUGGCGAGAGGAUGGAUUCGAUAAUCGACCUGAAUGAUGAUCACAAUAGUCGCCUACUAGAGGCGACGGCCCGAUUGCAUAAGAUGGAAGAAGCAAUGAAGCGAAUGGAGGCGAUGCUGUCGCGGCUGCUUGAUGACGGGGCCAGUUCGGAGAAUAGCCAGGCACAGGAAGAAUUGGCGGAGGAGUUGCGAACGAAGUCUAUCAAGUAA
Rhinocladiella mackenziei CBS 650.93 is the source of this 2448-nucleotide messenger RNA. RefSeq lists its product as uncharacterized. The transcript has 6 exons. The record is from RefSeq and is a predicted model, not a curated record. Bases 1 to 2448 code for a protein of 815 amino acids. Lineage: Eukaryota; Fungi; Ascomycota; Eurotiomycetes; Chaetothyriales; Herpotrichiellaceae.